CGAAAAGGUGAAGCAUCACACUCGAUCGAAGCAAGCUGGUGUUGGUGCGAGUUUUUUGGUAUACCUUUUCUUCGCUGACUCGUAGCCGGUGUGUUGUCGUCGUUCGCUGACGAUCUGCAGCGACAGGGUUUUAACUGGUCGGCGUAUUCCGUCAACAACGAUGUUUUUGCGCCCGCGCGCGCCGUUAAGAGUGUGUGAGUGUGCGUCUUGGCCUUCACAAGCGUUCACUUAAGUGCAUAAGCCGUUCGGGUGUGUGUGUAUAAGUGCAAAAAGGUAAUAAAAUUGCAUCCAGCGAGAAAUUCAUAUGCAGCAGUGUAGCAGCGACGAAUGUGUAUCUGUGUGAGUGAGUGAAAAUACAGCUUAACACAUCGUUUGAAGGAAGAAGAAGCAUAAGAAGCAGGAAUGAAAAAAUAACAAAGCCCCCGAGUGUAUUGUUCUCCUUUGAUGGAAAACAGUUGUGUGUGCGCGCAUGUUGAGUUGGGUCAAUAGAAAAAGCAGUGAAAAAUAAAAGUGUCUCGCACACGGAGCAAAGAAUAGUGUGUGGAAACGUGCUGAAGAGCACGGCAAAGAAGAAGAGUGUCGUCGGCACAGAAGAAAAGUGCAAACAUCAAAGGGAGGGUUGCAGCAAAAAAAAAAAGCGCAAAGAAAAGAAAACCCAAAUUGCUGCAAAUCAUAGCCGUCGAGUGAGACGCGCCGAGGUUUAUGCGAAAAUCCAAGUGAGUGGAUCUCAGUGAGAUAGCGUUUUCAAUUCGCUGUGUUGAGUGAGUGCAGAAGAAAAGAAAAGAAAUCAAGGCCUGCUGUGAUUGCGUGUGUAAGCGAGUGAAAAUCGCGUCGACAAGUCUUUGGAUUAAUCGGGGAAAAGCGAGCCGGAACGUCAACAUGCAGAAGCUGCCGCUCGUACAACAGGCAGCCCUGAAAGCUCGUUGUCAAUUUCGAAAGGAUUAAAAAGCAAUAUCUCGGUGGCCGCCCGCACUAGGCGCCCCCUCCCUUUCGAGCAAGUGUGUCGAGGACUUACCUUUCAUCCUCCUUCCUCUACAUCCAAUCACCAUUCCUCCCCUUCAAAUGGUUCUGCUACCACCGAACAGCGAAGUCCUGUCGGGCGACGCACCAUUGUCCGCCAGCACGGAAAUGGCCAGCGAGGGAACGUUGGUGAAGGUGUCGGGGGUCGAUACGACCAAUGGCACCACCACCACCACCACCACCAUUACACCACCAACAACAGUAGCAACGGCAAUCAGCAUCUCCACGACGACGACGUCGGCAACACUGACCGAUGACGUCACGGGCGCGUUUGGCAGUGCUGGGCCGCUGUCACCGUACCGACCGAGCCGGGUAACGCUCGGAUCGGUCUAUCCCUGCAUCACGUGCAACCUUUGCAAGGGUUAUCUGAUCGAUGCAACAACGAUCGUCGAGUGUUUGCAUUCCUUUUGCCACAGCUGCAUUAUGAAACAUUUGCGCACGGAACAGUACUGCCCACAGUGCGAAAUGAUGAUCAACAAAGCGAAGCCCAACAUCAAACCGGAUGCAACGCUGCAGGCGAUCGUGUACAAGCUGGUGCCGGGACUGUACGAAAAUGAGCUGCGCCGGCGGCGUGCCUUCUACCGGCUGCACCCGGAAAUGGCCGCCAUUGCAACGCCCGAGCAACGGGGCGAAGAUACCGAGUAUCUCAUCUUUAGCCCGAACGAGAAGAUCUCACUAUCGCUGGAGUACGCGGAAAAAGAACUGGCUGAGGACAAUGAGGAGCUGCUGAAGGCCAAGUAUCUGCUCUGUCCGGCCAUCUUUUCGAUCGCGCUGCUCAAGAAGUUUAUCAUCUACAAGUACGGCAUCUCGGAACGACAGUUUUGCGUCGAGAUUAUGUACAAGGUGAAGACGAUCAUCCUGCCCGACUACUACACGCUGAUGGACGUGGCUUACAUUUACACCUGGAAGAGGGACGCUCCGAUGAAGUAUUACUAUCGCAUACGUACGACGGAAUCGAAUCCGUUGGAACUACCGGAGGUACCGCUGCGCCGUUCGCCAAGUCUUGUCAGCGCAGGGAAGCAGCGAACUACCGAGGCUGUGGAUGACGAGGAUGAUAAGGAGAAUGUGCAUCUGGAGCGGUUGGUGUCCGAGGUGACGGCUAGCGAGAGUGAUAACAGCAACAGUAGCAGCUGUAGCAGUGAUAAUGUACGUCGUUCGGAAAAUGGUUCCAAAGCUGUGGAGGAUGUACCCAAACCGUUGGCGGUGAGUCCUGCUACACAGACAACUCCAUCGACUGGAUCGCCUGCAACUCCAGCACAGCCAGCACGGAAGACUGAGUCGAUCAAGCUCAAAAUUGGACUCAACAAAAACAAAUACGUAAGCUUCCUCCAGAGCCCACAGCCGGAUGAACCGACGGCCACCAACACUUACACAUCCCCGGUAGCAUCCGUGGAAGGAUCGAAGUCACACAAAUCGGAGAAAACGAAGCGCAAACGGUCCGACGCGCUUGGUGCGCUGCAGCAGUUGGAAGAAAAUUCUCGCGAGCUCCAGAUUAAGAUCGAAAAGAUCAAGGACAUGGGGUUGAUGAGCAGCAAACGCGAGGGUAAGAGUGCCAAGAAGCAGCAGCAGCAGCAGCAGCAGCAGCAGCAGCAACAGCUGCCACUGGUGCCUUAUAAGGUUGAGUCGGGUUCGGGCAAUGCUCAGGGGUUGCAAGAGCCGGAGCGCGAUUCAAAGCGAUUGCACUCUUCCAAGAACGGUUCGGGCUACCGCAAGUUGAAGAUAAAAUCUCCCAAGAGCGGCAGUGGCAGCAGCUCCAGCAGCAGCAGCAGCAGUCCGGAGGACAACAAACAUCAUCAUCCGAUUGUGUUGAAGAUCGAUCAACGCAGCCCGGACAUGGCUACGUCAACCCUCAAGUUCGGUGUGCCGAGAAAAGCGGAUAAAAGCAUGACGCCAUCACCGCCACCGUUGCCGCCAUCUCCACCAACACCACCUCCAACGAAGCAGAAGUUCGAGGAUGAGAAGUCACAGUUCCUGAACUCGUUCGAUUUGACACCCAUCAAGACGGAGCCGUCUUCUUCGCCGACGAAGAGCACUAGCUCGCCUCCCGCGCUGGUAGAAAGUACAUCGACGUCAAAGAAAUCUCCAACGUCCAGUGCUGCCCCCACCACGACCACACCGAAUGGAAGCACCACCACGCAAACGAAACGCAAAGCAAAGGAUUCGGCCGGUGGUGCAACCCGAUCCGGCUCCAAGAAGCCGAAGCUGUCCGACGAUGAAAUGAAGGCAAUCGUCGAGAAAACGGUGGCGGAAAACAUUCGCUCACCCUCGGAACAUAUUGUUCCACCGAUUUUCCUCAAGCCAAAGGUUCCUCCGGUGACUUCUCCUUCCUCUCUUACUUCAUCCCGUCAACAGUCACCACCGUUGGUAUCUUCCUCGGGUAAAUCAGAGUCAAAGCCGACGUCAACGCCUCCACCCAAACGAGAUUCUCCACGUCCAUUCGUCUUCAAGACACCACCUCCACCGCCACCGAUCGUGUCGGCCAGCAACAUUCCCGCGGUCAAGCCUUCGCAGCAGGUACUGCCAGCUCCGAUCCCUCAGAAACCAUCGCUACCGCCAAUCAGGCCAUCGAGCGCACCGAAAGCUUCAGGACCUGCGACAAAGUCACCGACACCGCUAGCUCCACAAGCGCCCAGCCGAAAGCCAACGACACCAACCAAGCUGCCGACUUCAUCAGCGCUCAGUGGUGGUGCGAGCGCAGUCCCGCAACCACUCAGCAACGGCGGUACCAGCAUCGUUGCUCCAUCGAAUUCGACCACUCACAGCGUCGCUGCCGGGUCUAGCAAGCAGCAAAAGCCACUGGAACUGAAGCGCGCUCAAAGUAAUCCAUCGAUCAACAUUCUACCUCCAGUGUUGCCUCAGACACCUGGUGUGCCGCGUGAUACCGAAAUCAGUAAGCUGCGGCCGGAGGACCUGAAGAAGAACGUUAAGAUCUACGGACCUCUGACGUCAGUAGAACAGCCGAUCAUUCCAGCAAGAGCGACAGAUACCGCCAACUUCGCGGUACCGAAUAAGGUCACUCCGAAAACAACGUCUAGCCUCACUGUUACCUCAACGACAAAAGCUGCUGGCACAUCGUCAACAGCAGGUCCUCAGGUGCAGGGCGCAAAGGCACGGCCAGUUAACUACUUGAAUUACGCACUGCUCAACAGUAAGGCAGCCGCCGCCGGGUCCCGAACACCGAUUCCAUCGUACUCGUCCAACUCGCCCAGCUACUCGCCCGACUCCCCACAGUACAAUCCCAACCUUAACUUCUCUCCGAAGCAGUUUAAGUACGCUAAUCCACUUGCGUACAGCAGCCAUCUUCAGAACAUGCUGACCGAACGCAAGUCGGGUAGUACGUCGCCACCAUCAACCACAAUCACCAUACCUGCUUCAUCCCCAUCUCCACCACAAGCGAAGGAACAGACGGUUCCGGCGGCUCUAUCUGCCAGCAUUUCCGUCACGCCCGCUUCCAACAAACGGCCCGCAUCAGCCCUCAGUCCCGAUGCAGAAGAAAAGAAGUUACAGCCACCGGAGAAACAACCGACGAUGCCAAGCCCUCCGAACCCGCUGGACAAAUUCCCUUCAGGCAUCCCAGAUGGACUAUCGGUCACGCUGGCUACGGAUGAGGACGAUGCGGCCCGCAUUAAGAACGUGAACAAACAGCUGAAGAACAACUUCAUCGAGAUCCGGCCGCUGCCCGAUGUCCCGGUUGCGGACGUGAAGCUUCCGCUGCCACUUCCCAACACCAUGCCCAAGCAGCAGGAUCGUCGAACACCACCGUCGAAGGUUGGCAACAGUGCUGCAGGAAGUAUGCCCGGGCCAACGACCACAGUAUCUCAGGUGCCACGCAAAUCGACACCACCCAUCAAUCCUACGUACAGUGUGGCUAACAGUGUCCCGGCCAAGACUGCAGUUUCUUCUUCCGCAUCGUCGAAUGGUACGGCGGACGCGAUUCAGCGCAAAAUCUACGAUAUAAUCGAGAAGCGUACCUCGGCCGAUGGUGGUAAGACUGCCAACAGCAAGUCCGCCCAGCAGAAGCCUCCAACCAUGCCACCAAUGUCGCGGCCAAGCACUCCCAAGGUGCCUUCGUUUCCGGUCUCUAACAACAAGUUCAAACAGCCCAACGCAACCGUAAACGAGAACGGCAUGCUGAAGCUGAACAACUACCGUGAGGUGGAUUUGAUUCCGAAAGGUAUCAAUCCCGGAACUGGACCCACCAACUCAAAGUCAUCGUCAUCGGGCACUUCGACCGUUGCUUCGGCAUCAUCCAGAAUGAUGCCACCACCGACCGCACAGCCCAAAUCGAACGUUCCGAUCGCUCCGAAACCUUCGCAGCAAUCGUUUGCCAACGGACGGAUGGCUAUGUCUCCACCGAUUCCACGGUCACCUACCGCUUAUGGCGCUUACAAUCAGCCAAAGUCGAAGACACCUCCCUCGCAUCUUCCCUCGAUGGCGAGCAUGGGCCCCAUGUUCGACAUCCAGAUGAAGUCCGCUGCGAUCGGCGCAUCCGGUGGUACACCGUCGAAAAAAUCACCGGCUGGAUCUACCACACUCACCUCCGGCACCGUUCCCCGGCGUAAGAUAGUCCCAACGAACAAUUCUACGACUCUUGUUCCCCUCAAGUCCUCGCCGGGUUCUUCAUCCGCGUCCGCGAAUGGUGGUGGUGGUGGUGGCGGCGGUGGCUGCGGCGGUGGUCCGAAGCUAACGGGCAAUUCCUCCGACUACAUCACGCUCCAUCCGCAGGGUCCGGUAGCACCUUCAACACCAUCCCAACGUCCGCUUCCCUUCUCCGCCCAGCAGGCAGUUCUGUCGCAGAUGAUGAACAACAAUCUAUUCGCCCGUCAGUUUAAUGGCUUAGUGUACCCGUACUUCCUGCAGCAGUACGCACAGCAAACGGCCGGUCUGAAUAUGCCGAUUGGAGCGGGAUCGGAUUCGGUCACAAUUACCGCGUCCCCGCUGAGCUCGUCCCGCAAUGCUGUGUCACAGAACUCGCUUACCGUCACCGCUAUUCCGCCAGGAUCUUCGGUCGCGAAUGGUAGGGGCAGCAGCGCGACCGGUGGUGGCAGUGGAUCGGGCGGCAAUGGAGGUGGUCCCUCGAGAGGCUUUGGUGGAGGCGGUACCAAUCCGGCAUCACGCAACUCUUCCUGAGUAAUGUUGAUCGAGCUGUAGAGUGCUUGUUAACGGCGCUAGAAGAAGACAGGGAAUGUGGAUGCGUUACUCCGUUUGUGCAUUUCCUGUCCUUUUCUUGCUGUUUAUGGACGAGCCUUUACAGCCAUAGGGCCAGUAAAGUACGUGUGCCUGCGAGGGCACAUUUUUGUAAGGAAGAAAAAACAACACCCUUUGCUAAGGGAACAAUCAAUCUGAUGAGACUGAAAAUAAGCAGCAAACAAAAAAGCGUGGUGGUGCCAUUCAUGCUACUUGGGAAGAGGUCUGAGAACAAAAGAUCAAAUGUCAAAUUCCAGUGACUUUGUGAGCCGUGCGAGUUAGGAAAUAAGCUAAAUGUAAUAGGUAUAGUUGUCGUUGUUGAAUGUUAUAUCGUGAAUGUGUUUAUUAGUCUCUACAGUUGCUCUUAGAGUUAUUCAAAAAAACUGUCCCAAGAGCCAAGAUACACUCCCACCACCUUACCUACCUGUCCUGUCAAAAAUGUGAACGCUUUUUUAAAAUACUUGUGCGAUGCGAUGCUAUUUCGGUAUGUAAAUAGUAUAAACUGCUUUGAACAGCGAGUACAACCGAGCCUUCUAACGGCAUCGAUUGUGUUGUGUUGCCUUCCCGAAGGAGUAAACUAACCUCAAAGUUCGGCCGGCCAAGGCCGAUCGCUAAAUACUUAUAUCGCUUGAUGUUUGAUGUUUGAGUGUCAGCGUCCUUAGCGCUUGUUUCCUAGUGCUCGUCGAGCCCUAUACACUAUCCCUUUUAUCAAGCUUACUGGGCAACUGUUACUGUGUACUACCGUUUCUGUUUAGAGCUCCGUGAAAUUUUAACCUCUACGCGUCUAUCGUCGUCCCCUGUGUGCGUGUGUGUGUUUUGUAUGUUGUAAUGAAUUUUAAGCUAGAAACCUUGCACAGCAGCAAGAAGGAGGACCACGUGCUGCGCCUCUCAUAUACAAACAUAUAACCGCAUAUCGCAUAUUCACUUUGAAAAUGCAUGGGACAAGAUAAGGUUGAUGUGUGUUUGCUUCCAGGCGAUGUGUUUAAGCAGGUAGAAGGCGGAAAAGAAGGUAUAAUAAGCAAUAAGAAGAUAGAACCGAAGGAACAAAGAUGAAAAGAAUCAGGUGGGAAGAGGUGUGAAGAGAAGCGAAGUAAGAUGUACGAAACAUAGAGGAACUUGAAGAAAAACAACGAUUUUGAAGUACGCGAUGAGUUAGCGACACUGUAAGCCAAGACAACAAUCAAAACAUGCAUGCUGAUAAUGGAUAAGGUAGGAUGCAAAAUGUUGUUUCGUUUUUUAAUACUUUCAUUUUCAUUAUUCCUCUUUUUUAAUUAUUUAUUCUUUAACAUAUUAUAACAUUGUGAAGGGAACUAACCUUCGAAUUAUGGCCGAAUCGAUUCGAAAUGCAUUUAAGUUUGUUUUCGUUGCUUGUUUAUUGAGUUGAAAAAAUGGAACAAGUAACCCUGUGAAUUGCUGAAAUUAUUAUUUAUCUCUCUAUUUUACGAUAAAUUUAUCUUCUUAAGUUUACAUACAAGAGUAUGUCCGUGUAGAUAAAGUAUACCGCGCAUUUGCUGACAAGCGAGUCAUUGAAGUUAGGCAUAAGAGAACACAAACACCCUGCAGUAGUUUUGUAAUGUAAAAACAAAAGAAGGGAGUAUCGGAAUCCGAUUUAAAGUCCCUGACUGACUGGUCCGAUACGGAGCCUCAGAACGAUUUCUGUAUACUAUUAACGAUUAAGGACACGAUGUUUGUAUGUCAGUCUCCCUAGCAUAGUCAAACCACCAUAUGUGUCGUCGUGCGUCGUAUGAUGAUGAUAAGUUCUAAGGUCUGUACAUAGAAACAAAACCUGUAAAUAUAUCUCGUAUGCGAAAAAUCCUCUCGGGACACGAGGCAAAACCUUUAUACACGCCCGGAGUCCGCAAAAUAAAUGCACAUAUUAUUAUAACAAAAAAAAA
Messenger RNA from Anopheles stephensi (Asian malaria mosquito), 8102 nucleotides. RefSeq names its product polycomb group protein Psc-like. Gene Ontology annotation, cellular component: PRC1 complex. Gene Ontology annotation, biological process: negative regulation of transcription by RNA polymerase II. The coding region runs from base 1063 to 6150 and encodes 1695 amino acids. NCBI's taxonomy places the organism in Eukaryota, Metazoa, Arthropoda, Insecta, Diptera, Culicidae. The transcript is spliced from 6 exons. The record is from RefSeq and is a predicted model, not a curated record. Gene Ontology annotation, molecular function: promoter-specific chromatin binding.